GGUUGGUUUCAUCAAGUCGGGUGUUUCUUGGCACUGGCACCGCUCUGCGCUUUUGCUGGCCCAGGCCGGUCUCAGCACCGUUAGGUGCUCUCUAAAGGCGACUGUCUGUCGUGGGUAGGAAAGCUGCUAUGGGACGACAGUUUUUUAGAAGUUUCUAGUCUAGCCCAGCUGGCGGUUUCUGGAUCGCAGAACCACUGAUUGCGCGGAGCUGGAUGUACUUCUGUGGACGCGCAUGUUUCUCUGUCGUAUCCCCACGGCUGUCGUCGAAAUUGCGGUGUUUCUCUGGCCCCACCGCCACGUGGGCAACUUCUUCAGUGGCUGCGGGGUUCCCUCCACUGAGUUGCUGGUUUUGAUCCACGCUUACUCCCAGAGAGCAGACGAGACACUUUUCUGUUUGUGUCAACUGCUAGUCGUGCUGUGCACAGUUUCCUCGUCUCGGUGCGGGGCUUUCUCCAUCCGAGGCCCUCUAGUGCCGGCGUCGCGGUCGCAGCACCCGGCGUUUCCGUUGGCUCUUUCGCCAGCGGCGCGGAGCCGGCGGUUUUGCUGUCACAGCACUUGCUGCACGGAGUUUCUCGGUAGCCGAACUUCUCUUUUUUUCUCAGAGUCGACGGUUUUUUGGUGACGGCACCGUUGGUUGCGCCAAAACAAAUGUUGUCCUUGACAACCCCGCCGGCUGCAUUCCCUUUCAGGCUCCUGGCACCGCCAUUUCGGCGAGCCGUGGUCUCUUGUUCACAGCUCUGUGCCUCCAUUUCUCGGUGGCGGCAGCCCUCAGGCCGCGGAUCUGAGAGAUUCAAAAUCGCAGCUGCCCCCGUUGCGCCGAGUCUGGCGUUGCCGGAUGGGUGCUGCAGGGCUGGGCGGGGGGAGCCCGACGCUCCACGGAGCCUGUGACAGGGGAGCUGCAGGGGCACAGUCUCUUCCCAGCGCCGCCGCACGGGUUCCGGCUCGGCCUCCAGAACGCAGUCCUGUGGCGGCGCCGCCGGCGUCUCUGUCGCAGGACCCCACGGUUUCGCGCGUCGUUGGCUUCUUGGUCCUAGCAAGUUUCGAUUUCGCGGUGCCUGGGAUUUCCACCCUCUGUCCAAGUAGGGGAAUAGCCAAAAUGUAUUUUCUCAGCCCAAGCAAGUCCUGACUUAAGACAAACACCGGUCUAGCCCUGGCUGCGAUAUCUAGGCCGUAGGAAGUCACCCGUUUCCCCAUGCGAAGGCGAAGUUACUCUGUGACUCGUUUGUCAGCAGCUCCGGGUUUCCAGUGGCCUCGGAUUUCUAAUCAUAACAACCAUGGGGUCAGCCUAGCCUCAAGUUUCUUAGUCCUAGCAAGUUCCGGUUUCCUACUGGUAAGACUCGCUUUAGCUGCGCAGGAAAUGUUUAACUCCUGUGGAAAUCUGAGUACCAGCGAAUGCUUUUUUUUUUUUUUUUUUUUUUUAAAGGUUUAGUGAUGACCAGUUUAGCAGUGUUGGGAGCUCUUAUACCAAGUUUGGUUUCGCAAUAUCGAGCCCUGUCUUAGUUAUGCUUGUGUGUUUUUAAAACUCCCGUGGAAGUCAGGAAAUGCCGGCGAUCGCGAUUUCUCAGUUUUACCAAGCUCCCUUUGACAAUAGCAAGUCCUGCCCAUCGAGACUUUUUCCUCUUGUAGACCAAAUCGGGAUGUACCAGCUACUACGAUUUUUUAGACGUAGCUAAACACGUUUAACCGUGGCUAUUUUUGUUUGUUUCUCGUAGGAAAUUAUGACAGGAGCAACCUGCAGGGGUUUAGAUUUGACAGAAAUAUUCUAAUGGUAGGCAUUGCAUCGCUUACCCAUAUUUGUAAUUUCUCCUUUGUAGGGGUUGGUUCUCUGUAACUUUUGCUUAUCUUAAAAUUAUUUUUGUGUCUUUUGCUCUGAGGACAAUGUUACCGAUGUGUUUUUCAUUUUUACUUGCAUUUCAGACUUUCAUUAUUUUAAAUUUUUAUUUUUAUUUAAAUGUUAUGUAUUUUUUUUCUUCUAAUUUUGAGCGUCUCAGAUUCGUGCUUCUUGACUUUCAUUCUCUCAGGAGCCGGGGAGCCGAGCUCGGUCUUAGCCUCGCUGGUAUCAUGUUCCGGGUUCUGUCUGGAGGCUCCGCUUCCUAUGCGGAGCUGGCGGUUUUGUAUCAGCACGUUUGCCAGUGGCACCCACUGGGCGUUUUCUCAGUUGCUGCACCCAACGUGACAUUUCCCGUUCGCGGGGUCCUUAGGUUCUCAGUGCUGUCACUUUCUCGCUCCUACAACCGCUAGUAUCUCCUAGGAACUUCCUGAACCCCGUUUUGCCGUGCAGAACGGUGAUUGCACCGAGCCGCUGUUCGCACUAGUAAUUCUGUGGUACCAUUAGCCGGCGCUUUUUCUGUCACAACCCAUUAAAACGGGUUAAAACAUAUUAAACCUAUCAAACACAUUGAACGGAUUAAAACACAUUAAAUGCCGCAACACAUUUUUAUGGUACAACACAUUGAAACAGAGUUGGUUCAUUCCUCCAAACCGGUUGUUUAGGUGUGGAAGCACCGCUCUUAGUUCUAAGAGCAUGUUGUUUCUCUUUAGCAGCACCCUUUAUGGCGCCGAAACGGAUAUUUGUUUGGCAAUACCAGCGCUAUCCGCUAGGUGCCGGCGCUUGCUAAGUUCUACGCGCCAGUUUCUCGUUUGCAAGGUGGUUAGGGCAGAGCCCUAGCAGACAGUUUUCCGGUGGCAGCAACGCUCAUUUCCUGGAAACGGGUGGUUCUUGGCCCUUGCAGCGCUCUUUAAUACCUGCGUUCUGUAGCGCUAGUUCUCUGCAAGAUUUGCUUAGUGUCAUUUCAUUUCGGUUUCUUUUCUCGCUAUGUUUUUCUGUCGGAAUUACGGUUCGUUUUGGUUCUAUGUACUCUCUAAAAUGUUAUCGUUUUUCAUUUGUCUACUAAUUUUCGUGCAUUUGUUACUACUGAGUUUCUUAAUAUCUGACUGGCCUCCGCCCACGGGCUCUGCAGAGCAUAAAUACUCAGGCUGAUGGUAGUGCAGAGACUCUCCCUCCUUGAUCAGCGCAAACGUUGGUCUGAGGCUUAAGGGAUGGAGCAACAUUUUCUUGGCUGUGUGAAGCUGGCUUGGGAUUCCGCAGAGGUGGCGCCAGAGCCCCAGCCUCCACCUAUUGUGAGUUCAGAAGAUCGUGGGCCGUGGCCUCUUCCUUUGUAUCCAGUACUAGGAGAGUACUCACUGGACAGCUGUGAUUUGGGACUGCUUUCCAGCCCUUGCUGGCGGCUGCCCGGAGUCUACUGGCAAAACGGACUCUUUCCUGGAGUCCAGAGCACCUUGGAACCAAGUACAGCGAAGCCCACUGAGUUCAGUUGGCCGGGGACACAGAAGCAGCAAGAGGCACCCGUAGAAGAGGUGGGGCAGGCAGAGGAACCCGACAGACUCAAGCUCCAGCAGCUUCCCUGGAGGAGUCCUCCCCAUCCCUGGGACAGACAGCAGGACACCGAGGUCUGUGACAGCGGGUGCCUUUUGGAACGCCGCCAUCCUCCUGCCCUCCAGCCGUGGCGCCACCUCCCGGGUUUCUCAGACUGCCUGGAGUGGAUUCUUCGCGUUGGUUUUGCCGCGUUCUCUGUACUCUGGGCGUGCUGUUCACGGAUCUGUGGAGCUAAGCAGCCUUUGAUAGCAGCAGAAGGCUUUUUGGAUUCUCCUCCUUGAAAAGAUUCUCAGUUACCAAACGUCUCCACCUAGAAAAUAAAAAUACAUUAAGAUGUGC
Molecule: messenger RNA, 3715 nt
Organism: Gorilla gorilla gorilla (western lowland gorilla)
Lineage: Eukaryota; Metazoa; Chordata; Mammalia; Primates; Hominidae
Gene: ANXA2R
Product: annexin A2 receptor
Exons: 1
Coding region: 3040-3657 (205 amino acids)
Molecular function (GO): signaling receptor activity
Source: RefSeq, a predicted model, not a curated record